This is a messenger RNA of Silurus meridionalis, 7437 nucleotides long. RefSeq names its product synaptojanin 1 (gene synj1). Gene Ontology annotation, biological process: synaptic vesicle endocytosis; phosphatidylinositol dephosphorylation. Bases 145 to 4920 code for a protein of 1591 amino acids. Gene Ontology annotation, molecular function: nucleic acid binding; phosphatidylinositol-4,5-bisphosphate 5-phosphatase activity. NCBI's taxonomy places the organism in Eukaryota, Metazoa, Chordata, Actinopteri, Siluriformes, Siluridae. The transcript has 30 exons. The record is from RefSeq and is a predicted model, not a curated record.
UCCAUAUUUUAUUUUUAUUUUUUUAAAUAAAAUCUUACUCUACCUUCUAGUGAAUAAAAUAUCGAUGUGUUGUGUCCGUGCUCGAACAAAAAGAAUUAUUCACAGCCAUUUAAGGUUUGAAUCCAGUUGUGUCAACCAUCAGCCAUGGCGUUCAGUAAAGGAUAUCGCGUUUAUCACAAACUGGACCCGCCACCUUACAGCGUAAUUGUAGAAACCAGGAAUCGUGACGAAUGCUUGAUGUUUGAGUCUGGAGCUGUGGCUGUUCUGUCGGCUGCAGAGAAAGAAGCUGUGAAGAACACUUACACCAAGAUGCUGGAUGCUUAUGGCAUUCUUGGAGUUCUUCGGCUUAACCUUGGAGACUCCAUGCUGCAUAGUUUGGUGUUAGUGACCGGGUGCAGUUCAGUGGGAAAAGUGCAGGAUUCAGAAGUGUUCAGGGUCACUGCCACAGAUUUCAUCUCCCUGAAGAAUGAUCCUUCUGAUGAGGACAGGAUUGCAGAAGUGCGAAAGGUGCUAAACUCUGGCAACUUUUAUUUCGCCUGGUCGUCCACCGGAGUGAGUAUCGACCUGAGUCUGAACGCACACCGCAGGAUCCGAGAAGACACUUCAGACAAUCGUUUCUUCUGGAAUCAAUCCUUGCAUCUGCACCUAAAGCAUUAUGGUGUGAACUGUGAUGACUGGCUCUUGAGGCUGAUGUGUGGUGGAGUGGAGAUCCGUACCAUCUACGCUGGCCACAAGCAAGCAAAAGCCUGUGUCAUCUCUCGCCUCAGCUCUGAGAGGGCAGGCACACGUUUCAAUGUGCGUGGCACUAACGAUGAUGGCCAGGUGGCCAACUUUGUGGAGACCGAACAGGUUAUUUUCCUAGAUGAUAAAGUCUCUUCUUUCAUUCAAAUCCGUGGGUCUAUACCAUUGUUCUGGGAGCAGCCAGGUAUACAGGUUGGUUCCCAUCGAGUCAAGCUGUCCCGUGGAUUUGAGGCCAAUGCACCGGCUUUUGAGAGGCAUUUUACAGCUCUGAGGAGGCUCUAUGCUAAACAAUUGAUCAUUAACCUGCUGGGGAUGAAGGAGGGGGAGCACAUGCUUAGCAAGGCAUUCCAGAGUCACCUGAAAGCGUCCGAGCACGCAAAUUCUGUAAAGAUGAUCAACUUCGACUACCACCAAAUGGUGAAGGGUGGGAGGACGGAGAAACUGCUGACUGUGCUAAAACCACAGAUCAGCAAGUUCCUGGACGAAUGUGGCUUCUUCUAUUAUUCUGCUGAGACUGGAAUUGAAAGAUGUCAGACUGGGACUCUUCGAGUCAACUGUCUGGACUGUUUGGACAGGACAAAUAGUGUCCAAGCCUUUUUUUCUCUUGAGAUGUUGCCUAAGCAGCUUGAAGCAAUGGGACUUACAGAGAAGCCCCAGCUGGUGGCACGCUUUCAGGAGGUCUUCCGAACCAUGUGGUCGGUCAAUGGAGACUCGGUCAGCAAGAUCUAUGCUGGCACAGGUGCUCUGGAUGGCAAGGCUAAGACUGGAAAGCUGAAAGACGGAGCGCGCUCAGUCACCAGGACCAUCCAGAACAACUUCUUUGACAGUUCAAAGCAAGAAGCUAUUGAUAUACUGAGGUUGGGCAGCACUCUGAACAGUGACCUGGCUGAUAAAGCUAGAGCUCUCCUCACCACCAGCAGUCUUUAUGUCUCUGAGCCCAUUUUACAAUCAGCAUCUCCCAGGGUGUUGUUAGGCAUGUGUCAGAAUCACCACAAAUUCACAAGGCCAAAAAAGAUCCGUGUGUGUGUGGGGACCUGGAAUGUCAAUGGGGGCAAGCAGUUCCGCAGCAUCGCGUUUCGGAAUCAGACUCUCAGCGACUGGCUUCUAGAUGCGCCAAAAAAAGCAGGCCACCCCGAGUUUCAAGAAAGCAGACCCCAGCCUGCAGACAUCUUUGCCAUCGGCUUUGAGGAAAUGGUGGAGCUAAAUGCUGGUAACAUAGUCAGUGCAAGCACUACCAAUCAGAAGCUGUGGGCAGCAGAGUUGCAGAAGAGCAUCUCACGGGAUCAUAAGUAUGUGCUGCUGGCCUCGGAGCAGCUGGUGGGAGUUUGCCUCUUCAUUUUUAUUCGGCCCCAGCAUGCUGCCUUCAUCAGAGAUGUUGCUGUAGACACAGUCAAGACUGGAAUGGGUGGCGCCACUGGUAACAAAGGAGGUGUGGCUAUUCGAAUGCUUUUCCACACCACCAGUAUCUGCUUUGUGUGCUCCCAUUUUGCCGCCGGCCAGUCACAGGUCAAGGAGCGAAAUGACGACUACAACGAGAUCACUCGAAGGCUUUCAUUCCCUAUGGGCCGUCUGCUCUAUUCCCAUGAUUAUGUGUUCUGGUGUGGAGACUUCAAUUAUCGCAUUAGUCUGCCAAAUGAGGAGGUAAAAGAGCUGAUCAGGCAGAAGAACUGGGAUGCUCUGAGAGCUGGGGACCAGCUUGUGGAACAGAAAAAUGCAGGCCAGGUAUUUAAGGGCUUUAUUGAGGGAAAGUUGGAUUUUGCUCCUACCUACAAAUAUGAUCUCUUUUCUGACGACUAUGACACAAGUGAGAAAUGUCGCACACCUGCGUGGACUGACCGUGUGCUCUGGAUGAGAAGAAAGUGGGACUUUCAGAAAACAGCUGAGGAGUUGGAUCUGAAUGUAGUAGGCGCACCAGUAGAUGAGGAAGAUCAGCACAUGUGGAGCCCUGGUGAGCUAAAGUUCUACAGCAGAGCUGAGCUCAAGACCUCAGACCACAGACCCGUGGUGGCAAUCAUCGAUGUGGAUAUUCUUGAGGUAGAUCCAGAAGAACGACAUCAGGUAUACAAAGAAGUGAUCGCCCUGCAAGGUCCUCCUGAUGGCACCGUGCUAGUCUCUCUGUGCAGCUCAGGGCCUGAUGAUUACUUUGAUGAUGCACUGAUCGAUGCGCUUCUGGACAAGUUUGCUGACUUUGGCGAGGUCAUUCUUAUCAGGUUUGUGGAGGAAAAGAUGUGGGUGACGUUUUUGGAGGGGUAUUCUGCACUUGCUGCACUCUCACUGAGUGCCUCCACUGUGUUGGGAAAAACCAUAGACAUACGUCUGAAGAGCCCUGGCUGGAUCAAGAGUCUGGAAGAGGAAAUGAGUGUGGAGAGGAUUUGUGGCAGCAUUCCCACCUCCGCCAGCUCCACGCUGCUCGCCGAGGACAACGAUAUGGGAGACGAGUUUGACAUGGAGGGCGAUGUGGAUGAGGAGGUGGAGGAUAUUCUUCCCCAGCACUUGCAACCUGGUGCUGGGAUUGAUGUGGGUGUUUCUCCAGCACCCUCACCACGCUCCAGCCCGUGCCCUUCACCAACUCAUGGGGAGCCUGCACCCCCCUGCAGGCCGAGCAGAGCUCCACCACGCACAGCCGGACCCCCACAAGUUACUCCUUUGGAUUAUCAGAUGUUAGGAGCUUCAUUAUCGCAAGGACUGGAACCAAAACGCCCCCCUCCUCCACGACCCAACGCUCCCCCUGCCAGACCUGCACCUCCUCAGCGCCCCCCACCUCCCUCAGGACAAAAAAGUCCUGCUCUACCCAGGGCAGAUGUUGCUGGACGAGGUCAGGCUACUGGAGCUUCAAGCAGUUUAAGACCUAGCAUUCCUCCUAGGGCAGGUGUUAUCAGUGUGCCACCACAAUCCAGACCACCACCACCUCCCUCCCACCCCGGAGCUCCCCGACCCAUAGCUGAGGUUCACCCGGGAGCCCCCCGACCCACUCCAGAUAACCAUCCUGGAGCCCCGAGACCUGUACCAGAAGCACAGAACAAACCAGCAGAACUCCCUCUGGCACCUCCUUCUUCAUUGCCUGGAAACAUGAGGCCUCAGAUGCCCUCUCCAAUGCAGGCUCAGGCCUCCUCCCCAAUUCGGACACCCAUACAGGCCCAGCUGCCUCCACCCAUGGUACCCACGCUGCCGCCACCCAUGGUACCUGCGCUUCCCCCACCUAUGGUACCUGCGCUUCCCCCACCUAUGGUACCAACAUUGGCAUCCCCUCCUCAGCCUCAGCCAGCUGCUACAAGCACUGGAGCAUAUAGGCCACCUCAGCCUGGCCUGGCAUCACCCAAACCACCACCCCGUAGCCGCUCUUCCCAUGUGCUGCCACAAGAGGCUGCUCCUGCUCCUGCUCCUGAGUCUCAGACAAAUGGAACAAAUGGAAUCCUAAGAGAAGCACAAUUGAAAAUGGACCCCUUUGAUUCGCUGACCUCCACUUCGCUCUCCUCCACUUCCUGGUUAAAUAACCAAUCCUUGUCUAGAAGUUCUUCACUCCACAGCUCCUUCAACUCAUCCACCAGUUCACGAUCUCUGAAUUCCACUCCAGUUCCAUUGUUUCCCCAGUCUACCCCAAUGCUGACUCCUGACUCCACAACAUUUUUGCUUGCCCCGCCCCCACCUUCGCGCACCCGCUCACAAGAAACUCUCCCAUUCUCUUCAAAUCCCUUUUUACCUGAUAUCCAACCUAGACCCAACAGCACCAACCCAUUUACCGGCACCACGGCAGCAUCGCAGCGUCGCUCACUCACACCUGACUUCGAUCUCAAGCCGAGCCUCCACAGAGCCGCCUCUGCCCUUCAUCAAAGCUCAACUCUGCCUUCCUCCUUCUCCAGACCCCCUCCGUCAGCUUUAGUACCGCCUCCAAACACAGUCAAGCAGUGGGUGACCUUUGAUGAUGACUCGGGCUUUCAGGAGUCAGGAACAGCUCCAGCAUCAGCUGCAAUGAUGAAACCUCCACUGCUUCCUUUGCCUGCUAGCGCUCAAUUUCAACAGCCCCAAAGCAGCUUUUCCACCUCUGGUUUGGACUCUCACAAUAACUGGGCUUCCCUUACCACACCCACAUUGCCAACAUUGCCCACUCCUGUGCCAGGCAGGACUAAUGUUAAUGUAACCCCAAGAAACCCAAUGAUUCCUGACUUCAUGGAAAGAUAAUAUAUAUUGUAAUGUUCUACUGAUGGUUGUGUGCGUGUGUGCUUGUGUGUGAGAGGGGGGUGUUCUAGAGAGAUUCCUUAUUUAUGUGUGUGGUUUGUACACAAGUGUGCUGUUUAAGUCAUGCCUCUCUUACAGGGAUAAAUCAGUCACGCAACCCAGAGCAGACCUAGAGUAAAUAUGACCGUUCUAAUAUUUCUAUCUGUCUCCAUAUUUAGAAAUGUAUUGGUACAUACACGUGUGUGAAAUUCUGUGCAAUAUUUUCUUUUUUUUUUUUUCAGUCAGAUUUUCAAAUACAAUAACUUUUAUGCAUUUUUUUAAUCAUUUUGUUUGGUUAUUUAAAGUAAUGUCUCUCUUGAAUGCACAGUGUGUCAUUUAGAUUCUUGGGUGGAGAGGACUUUUUAAUAUGGCCUGGAAUUUUAGUAAAAAAAAAAAAAAAACAGCUACAGCAUAUAGUGACUCUGUAACCCCUUAUGAUUUCUCUUUAAUUAUGAAUGUAUGAUCAGUCUGUUUUACAUAUAAUAUCUGUUAUCCCCCUCCAAAAAAAAGGGGUGGUGCAUAUCCAUGUUAUGCAUUACUGUGUAACACUGAUCAUUUUUCUAAUUACAAACAGCCACUUAUUUCCUGUGUUCUUAUAUCUCUAUACCAACAUGCUCAAGUGUAUAAGUUGUGGAUAUCAGUAUUACGUAGCUGUCAAUGUGGUUUAAAAUGUGUACAAUAGUCUCAAAUGUGUAUAUUAAUAUAUAUUAUAUACGUGUAUAUUUUAUAUUUAUAUAUAUAUAUAUAUAUAUAUAUAUAUAUAUAUAUAUAUAUAUAUAUAUAUAUAUAUAUAUACACACACACACACACACAUUUUAGACUACUGUAUAUAUAGUAUAUAAUAUUAUAUAUAUUUGCUUGUAAUAAGUACCUGCCAUACUGGUAUUGCACUGAAAUGCUCUAAUCCUUUUGAAAAAAGCAGAAAGCGUAUCUGUUUUUUUGGCAUGAGUGCUGUGUGCCCUCCCCUUUGCCAUCACCCUUGCGUAUAUUUCCUAUGCUUCUGUUUCACAUAAUCCAAAGUGUUCAACAGAACCGCUGUGCAUUUAAUGAAUGUGCAUAUUUUAGUGACUUCUGGUGUUAGUCUCUGAAGCCAAGGUGUGCGACCCUGUCCAUACCAGCAGGCUACAUGUACUUAAUCUCACAACUUUUAAUUUCACAGUGAGUUGGUACUUUACUUCAGUUUCACUGGGAAUGUGGUUCUUUUUGUUCUUUGUGUGAGAAAAAUAAUGCCAUGUCAUAGUGAGUGAUCUCUGUCUGCAUAUAUGCACUGUGUACGUCUGUGCUGAUAGGGUGAGGUUCUUUGUUGUUUGGAAAGCUUAUCUAGCUGUUUGUGCGCAUCCACUCUCCUUGUACGGAAUGAAUCAAACAGGGCCUUUGAGCAUGUCUAAACACGCACAGUAUGACAAUAUAUGUGUUACAUGUUGCUUAUAUUAUUAGCAUUUACCUCCUACCUGGUGUUGUUGGUUACCAUCACUGUGCAAAUCGGUGUCAUCAUCAGUUUGAAGGUCCUGUUACUUUCUGUGCAUUCCAUACUGUAUUGCUUUCGAUCUGGUAAUGUGCUGUUGAUUUUUUCUUGCCAUUUCUGGAUUAAUAUAUUUUACUCGUGGAGUGUUUGGUUACACCGCUUUCUUACUUUGUUAAAGUGAUGGUCUUAGUACUGCUCUAAGGGCAGUAUUCACAUUUCUGUCAUUCGUUAGAUAUAACUGAAUAAGUUUUAAUUCUUAAAUACAUGUUACGAGGGCAUUCUGUGGUAAAAUAAAAUGUGGAAAUCAGACGGGACAAAGGGUAUGGAAGACAAGCAAGCCACCUCAUAUGUGACACAUUGAAGUGUCAUGUUAUUUGACAGUUUGACCUUUGUGAGUGUGUGUGUGGAAUGUGUUUAGUAUGAAUCUGAAUUCAUGUACAUAUACAUUGAAUAUUGAGGGCUUGUUCCAUGACCAGAUGUUAAUCAUACAGGUACAGCGGGUAGGCUACAGAAAAACUAUACCUUUUUGCACUUCACUUCUCACACUCUCUAUUCACUUCUUUUUUUCCAGAGUAUGUAGUUGUUGCAAAACUUGAACAUUUCCCUUAAGGCAGAGCAGAUGGCCAUUAUUGGAUGAGUCCUAAAUUGAAACCCUUCCUAAAUUUGACUGAAUGGGAAAUUUUGAGCUUUGUUUUAUUUCAGCUGUUGGAAAUAAUGUAACCACUGGAAAAUAAUAGCAUUAUAUUUACUGUUCGGUUGUAUUCAGCUAAUAAUCAAAUCAAAUCAAAUCAUGCAAAUAUGUAACUAUUAACUCAUUCUGUGAUAGACGUUUGUAAUUUUAGCUCAGUAGUAGAGAUCCUUGUGUUGUUAACUGUUAACUUAGUGGUAUACCCACAAACCAUGACUGCAGCUUAGUUUCUUAGCAUUCAACCUGUGAUUUAAGUUCAUAUCAAAUUGCACACAUGUAUGGAAUAAUUGUUGUUGUCCGUAUGCAAUAAUAAAUGUAAAUGUAUUCA